Messenger RNA from Hylaeus volcanicus, 2752 nucleotides. Its product is annotated as arylsulfatase B. The transcript is spliced from 8 exons. The record is from RefSeq and is a predicted model, not a curated record. NCBI's taxonomy places the organism in Eukaryota, Metazoa, Arthropoda, Insecta, Hymenoptera, Colletidae. Bases 817 to 2433 code for a protein of 538 amino acids.
ACCGCUAGAUAGAGAUUUGGUGUUUGUAAAGAACGCGCGCGAAAUUUCAAUUAGUUAUGCGAACACUAAGAGUAAUUUCUUUCUCCAUUUGCCAAAUAUUUAUUAAGUAACUAUGGACACGAUCAAUCGUAUAGUAAUUUUAUUUGCGUAUAUUUCAGAGCCUUUAGUAUUGAUUGGAACGAGGUAAAUAUUUGCAAGUAACAAUUCGGUAAGGCCAAUUCAGAAGUUGAUGUUAAAAGACGUGGAAGUAUGUAAAUUGAAUGAAAAUUGUUAAUAAAUAAACAAUUGCAGGAAAAGAACGUAAAAGAACAUCUUCAAAUAAUAUAUAAAAAAAAGUGAUACUUUGAUCUUGGAUAAGUUGUGCUCUACCGAGAGGUUCCGUAGGAAUGCCAAGUUUGAGAAACACUGCACUCCAUUAACAUGUGACUGCUUCUCCCCACUACCACUUAAGGUGGAAUGGUUAACUCUCUCCAAUACUCGGCUUCAAUCUGACAUCGGUGAUGAAGACGAGUAGCUUAAGACAGUUAAACAUCGGCCACAGGCUCGAGUGCUCGUUGCUCGCGACUCGAACUUGUCCCAACGAAAAGAAAGGAAACUCUUCGUUUUAUUGUUUGCGUUUGCCCGGUUUGUUUUCGCGACGCUUCGAAGAACAUAAGAAAAGCUCGAGUAUCGAGGGUUCAUCGAACCGUGUUCGAAUACAUGUCGAUCAUUGGAAGUUGAGUAAGGAAGGGAAGGUCGAGGAAAUAGCGAUAUCUCCAAGAAACCGGUUUACAGCUCAUCGAAGGAGUCUCUUCGUGUGAGAAAACGUCCAAGAGAAUGACCAAUACAAUUCAGUGGUUUACACCGAUAGUUCUUUUGGUGAAUCGUAUCGUUGCAGCUACGCAACCCCAUAUCGUGUUCAUUUUGGCCGACGAUUUAGGAUGGAACGACGUUGGAUUUCACGGUUCCGGGCAGAUACCGACGCCCAAUAUCGAUGCCCUGGCUUAUUCUGGACUUGUUCUCGACCGAUAUUACGUAUCUCCGAUCUGCACGCCAUCCAGGAGUGCCUUGAUGACCGGCAAACAUCCCAUUCACACCGGAAUGCAACACGGGGUUCUGAAAUGCGCCGAACCCCGAGGACUUCCUCUUCGAGAGAAACUUCUGCCAGAGUAUCUGCGAAAUCUCGGCUACAGCACUCACAUCGUCGGCAAAUGGCACCUGGGAUUCUACACGAAAGAGUAUACGCCGACUUACAGGGGUUUCGAUUCCCAUCUCGGUUUCUGGAGCGGCCGUCAAGACUACUUCGAUCAUAGCGCUGUCGAGGAGCCUUACUGGGGUUUGGACAUGAGGCGCGACCUCGAGCCAGCUUGGGACCUACACGGCCAAUACACCACCGACGUUAUUACGAAAGAAGCUGUGAAAUUGAUCGAGAACCACGACAUCAGUCGGCCAAUGUUUCUUUACGUCGCUCACGCGGCCGUACACUCGGGGAAUCCCUACUAUCCUCUUCCGGCUCCGGAUGUUAACGUUGCCAAGUUCAACGACAUCGUCGAUUACGGUCGGAGACGCUUCGCUGCCAUGUUGGACAAGCUGGACGAGUCGGUUGGCCGUGUGGUCGACGCGUUACGCGCCAAGGGGAUGUUGAAGAAUAGCGUAAUAGUGUUUUCCACAGACAACGGUGGACCGCCGGAAGGUUUCAAUUUGAACGCCGCGUCUAACUGGCCGCUAAGGGGUACAAAAAAUACCCUUUGGGAAGGUGGCGUUAGGGGAACGGGAUUGAUAUGGUCAGCCGCGCUGAUGCAGCCUGGAAGAAUUAGCAGACAACUCUUUCACAUAACCGAUUGGCUACCGACGCUGCUCACGGUUGCUGGGGGCAAUUCGUCCAAUUUAAACAUCGAUGGCAUGGAUUUAUGGAAUGCUUUAAAUCGAGACAGUGAUUCUCCGCGGACGACCGUCCUUCACAACAUCGACGACAUUUUCGGCGUGUCUGGAAUUACGAUCGAUGACUGGAAACUCAUUCAGGGGAGUACUUAUAACGGCCAAUGGGACGGCUGGUACGGUCCAUCUGGAAGAGAGUUAGUCUACGACGUGGGAGGUGUGAUAGGUAGCGCGAGUGGCCGAGCAGUGGUUAGCGUCGGUCUACCUUUGUCCGCUGAAUCUAUUCGAACUGUUCGAGCGGGUGUAACGAUCAACUGUCCACCGAAAAACGUCACUCUACCACUCUGCAGGCCUCUCGAAGCGCCUUGUCUCUUCAACGUCCAUCGGGACCCCUGCGAAUUUAACAAUCUUAUCGACGAGUUUCCCGUCGUCGCCAAUUCUCUGCAAACAGAGUUAAAAAAAUUGAACGCCACCGCGAUACCCCCUGGAAACAAGCCUUGGGACGUCAGGGCGAAUCCAGAGAAUUGGGAUCACACCUGGACCAAUUUCGGAGAUUAUCCGAACGAGAUGACGUAAGCUGUGCAAGGAAGAUUGAACGAACGGGGAAAGAACGAAAAGGAAAGAUAAACGUUUGUCAACGAUAAACGAGCGUUCUUAGAAAAGACGAUCCAUACAAGGAGACUUUAGACUCACCUACUAAUAGAAGGAACACUCUUCUUCCGACGAACAAACAUUCUACCAACGUAUUACAAUUUCUAGCAAACCGACUCUCGCGAAAGUGUAAAUAGUAUCUCGUUUAUUUCUUAGUCUAUACAUAUCUUCGAUUUCGUUGGACCACAGUUUUCUGUCCAAAUAAGUAGAAAGUGGAAAAUUAAAUGAGAAACGGUGAACACUU